CCUUGUCCCCCACUCCCAUAUUCCCAAAGUACCCUUCUACAAUGCAAUAUUUGAGUUCCAAGAAACGAGUCCGUUCCGACUCGGACGAGUCAGGAGUCGACUCAGCAGAAGCCAAAAAAAUCCUCCUCGACAUUCUCGACGAGUCAGACGUGUGCAUGGUGAGUCAAGACCUUGACUCGUUCAUGAAAAGCUUCCAAGACGAAAUUUCUCCGGCACCGGAAGUUGUCACCGGAAAAACAACCGAGUCAAAUCAGUUAACCGAGUCAACCGAGUUAACCGAGUCACGGGUAGAACUUGGGUUUCUGUUGGAGGCGUCGGAUGACGAACUGGGUCUACCACCGACUGAGUCGAACAGGACGAGUGAGUUGGCUGACACGGUUCAACUCGGUGAGUUAUGGGGGUUAGAUGACCAGAUAUCAAGCUAUGGGUUGAACUCGUUUGAGUAUGAAUUUGGGUAUGAAGAUGUGAAUAUUAGUGAAUAUAAUAACGGUGAAUACGUGGCGUUAGAUGGACUGUUCGAUCAUACAGAUGUAGGGUUUGGAUCGUCGGAUCUGUCGUGGCAGCCGGAGACUUUGCCGGCUCAGUGACGGAAGUUCGAUGUUUUAGUUAACUCCGUUAGCAUAUUGUAACGUUCUUUUAUUUGUUUUUAGUUUUAAACAAAAGUGGAUGUUAGAAAAAUAUAUAAAUACUCCGAACUAGAAAUUCCAGCCACUUUAUAGUUUA
This is a messenger RNA of Helianthus annuus (common sunflower), 723 nucleotides long. RefSeq lists its product as uncharacterized. Lineage: Eukaryota; Viridiplantae; Streptophyta; Magnoliopsida; Asterales; Asteraceae. The record is from RefSeq and is a predicted model, not a curated record. Bases 42 to 587 code for a protein of 181 amino acids. The transcript has a single exon.